This is a messenger RNA of Heterobilharzia americana, 8511 nucleotides long. The record is from the annotation of a GenBank genome assembly. NCBI's taxonomy places the organism in Eukaryota, Metazoa, Platyhelminthes, Trematoda, Strigeidida, Schistosomatidae.
CGCAAGGUCACUAGCGCUUCCGUUGACUUUGGUCGUUGCCGUUAUGAAGUAAUCCGGUUUUUAGAUUACCAGCUAGUACUAAGUGACCAGUGUUUUUUUUUUAACACAUAUGGUCCUACACAUUUAAUCGCUGUAUCCUUUGGAGAUGCUGGAGUUGGAGGAAAUAAACUCUGAAACGAAUCUUGAUGAUGUGUUGGAUAGUAACCCCUCCAGUUUAGUCGGCAGCACGUACGCAAUCGAUUCUUUAAAUGAUGCUAUGCUGAUGCUAACAAGUGAACCUGUUUUUUCAAAUCUGUUCAAUCUAAAUGAACAGGAAUGGUUGAAAAAAUUUAAAUGCCUUUCGAACCAAUCUAAGUCAGUAGCCAUCCGCCUAUAUGGUCGAUCUCAAAAGAUCUUUCGAAAAUUGGAUCUUCUGAAAGUCACAAAAAACAAUUUUGAUGAGUGCACAACUGAGUUACACAGUCUUGGUUUACUCUGUAAAGACUUACAGACGCUAUCAACUGAAGUACUGAUUCAUUCCCUCAAUCGCCAGGAAUUAGAUCAGUUAGCAGGGAUGUAUAAUAUUAAAAACCACAAAGGCCUGACAAUGAUUCAGUUAAAGCAUGUUCUAUUAAAGACAUCGUCUGUUUCACCUAUGGCAUCAUUUUUUAAAGUCCCUUCCAAAAAUAAGGAUAGGCUUAAAGAAUUAAUAAUCACACGGAUUCUUGGUGGUUGCUGGCGAGUGGAUGAAGUCAGCAUGCAGUUAGUUACUCGAAUAAUUUGGCUAACAUCUCUUGGUUCUGAGUCAGCUUAUAAUCGACCGAAUAAACUACAUUCACUAGAAGCCUUAUUGAAAACUGAACUAUAUGCCAUGCUACUUGUUCGUCGUGGUGAACUGACUUACCCGUCAUACACACUGAAUCGUAAAUCGGUGAUAUAUCGUACUGGUGAAGAAUUACAAAAAUUUCUAGAAUUCAUGAAUUUAGAAAUCCGAUUAGACUAUUUAAUUAGUCAAAAAUCAUACGAUACUGCUACAAAAUUGUUCUUAGACAAGAAAAAUGAAUUAAUUGAUGAAAUUACUAAUCUUUCAUCUCGGCGCACUGAUCUACCUCAGUUCUUGCGACGUUUCAGUUUACCAUAUCGUGCACUGCGUUCCCUACUACUGAUGAUCGAUAUCUAUGAACGUCAAAGAAGUUAUACAGAAGCUAUCAAACUGAUUGAAAUCCUUUUUUCUUUAACAUGGUCAAAAUGUGACGAUUAUUUCUUACAUUCAAAGUCAUCAUCACCAUACUGUGUUUUAGAUCAAUUAGGUCCUUGUCGUCUUGGUUAUCUAUUGAAUCGUUAUAUUAUUAAUCAAGGAACACAUAAGAAACAACCGAUAAAAGCAGUUAAAUUUGUAAUUGAUUAUUUCAAACUGUGUAACGGAUGUCAAUGCCUUAGAGCUGGUCGUCGUUUAACGAUUCAUGAUCAACUAAUUAAAUUAUUCGAUGGUGUAAAAAAGGGAAUGAAAAGCUACUGUACUACUAACACGAAUGAUAGUAACGAUAGCAGCAACGAUAGCAAGGUUAAGAGCACAGCAAAUCAAACGAAGCGUAGACGAAUUCAAAACCUUGCCAAUAAAGAUGAUGAUAAUGGUGUUAGUAGUGGAGUAUUUCCUAUGGAUGACGCAUUUGAACAGGAAUUAUUCGCCGUUGUACCAUCACUUGAAAUGAAUAUUAAGGAAGCUCCUAAGGUUGAAAUAAUUGCACCAGUUAAUGCAUCAGCUAAAGAAAUCGGUACACACCGUCCACACUAUGUAUGGUUUGAAACAACUUCACCAAGUAAAAGUCAACAACACCAGCAAUCACCUCAAGAAUCGAAUACUUUAAUACUUACAGUUGAACAAUGGACUAUACGCCAUUACAUGAAUAAUAAAAAUUUCGAAUGCGGUAUACAUUGUGAAUCACAAAUUUACCAUUUGUUAUUCACUAUAUUAUUUUAUGAUAUCCUGUUUGAAAUAUCUCCUUGUCCGCCAGAUGUUUUUUAUGCAUAUAGACAAGCAGCACCAUUAGACUUAUUUACAGAUGAAUUUUACCAAUCAAGGAAAGAUUUGAUUGGUGCUAGACUGGAGUGGAUUUUAAAUGCUGGUGAAUCUGAUGACAAUUCUUCAUCAAAUUCUGUAGACUUCCGAAUUAAAGCUUAUUGGGAUGCACAUUAUAGUGAACGCUGUCUUUGGGUUAAUUGGGAUUUACUUAAAAAUUCACAGGAACUGAUAGAUAUAUUUUGGUGUCUCGGUCCACGUGUGGUUCACAGUGUUUGCCACCAUUUAGCUACAGAUUACAGAAGUUGGAGAUCAGGUCUUCCUGAUCUAUUACUAUGGAGUCCCACGGAAAUGCGAGCUAAGAUUGUAGAAGUUAAAGGUCCAGGUGAUCAUCUAUCCACUCAGCAAAUCAUGUGGCUGGAUGUACUUGUUCGAUCUGGUGCGGAUGUAGAAAUCUGUUUAGUAUCAGGUAAGCUUAAUAUUUUAUUGAUAAAUGAAACCGAAACGAGCAGAUAAUUCUUUGACAAACACCUUGAUUACGCGUAAAAUUUAAAACUGUAUUACGGUACUGUAUUAAUAGACAACAACGGUUUAAGAAUUACAAACACUUUUUCGUCAAGUGUCUGUGGGGUUAUUGCCGUUAAAAGCACCUAAUUGAAACUACGUCAUCAAUAUAAGCAGCAAACAUGUGUCUGAAGCAAACUGGACGAAAAUAUUGAAAACCCAUGAGGAGGCAUAAAAUAAACAAAUGUUCAGGGGGAAAUAUAGAAUCAGGGAAACAACCGAAGGAAGCACAACAUAUUCAUAGAGUGGGAAAGAUACUAUUAACGUAGGGUAAUAAAAUUAUGAGUACAAUAUGAUUAUUACAGAAAUAAUCCAUCAUACCUACGAAUAAAGUGAUAUUGUGAAAGAACCUGACUCAUAUUACUCCACAAUAAUAAGCAGCAUUAAUCUAUAUACAUAAAAAGGUAUAAGUGCAAAUUGAGACAGAACACAGUAGGAAAAGAAUUAACAUGGUCAGAAUUACUAUAAUAUCUGAUAAAGUUUAGCAUAGCCCAACAUCCUUUCGUAUUCUCUCUAGUAUCACUUAUGUGCUCAAACUCUCUGAAAAUCCAUGAAAAUUUUCAAAUUUUUCACUAUAUGUAUUACCUGACGUUUCUUUGGAAAAUUAGAGUUUAUCAUUCUUUCUUGAUAAAUUUACUGAUUUAAAUACAGGCUCAGUAUGAGUUGAUCACCAAGAAAUGUGCCAUACAAAGUAAAAUAACGACAUUUUGAAGCUAGGAUCGAAAAAAGGUAAAGAAGGGGAAAAUGGCAAUUGGACAGUCGGUUCAGUAUAUAAUGUUUGAUGAAGGCUUUCAGUGCUUUCUUGUUGCUGUUCACGAUCAUAAUUCACAAGAAAACCCCAGGGUGAAUUUCAGCGGUUUUGGCCCAGUUAUAGUAUCGUAUCUGACCACUGAAUCACAAGGUCGCCGUGGAGUCAUGCGACACUGAUGGAUACUAGUCGAAUAUAAAUAUUCUUCACCUCAUGGUGCCAUACCAUUUGAGGCUGGAGAACUGUAUGCAAUAAUAGAGCCUCUGGAAUGACGUUCACCCCACAUACAAGACAGUGAAGGUGAUGUUUGAGGAAAACGCUUAAGCACCUGCUGCUAUAUCUCUGAAUUACUUGCAUGAUACUUUCCAUAGACGCUGGCAAUCUAGAGGAGACAGCGGUGAUAGAACACCCAGUCGUCGGCUAUUCUCAUUUCGGAAAGGCUAGGCCUAAAAAGUCUAGCGCAAAAAUCCUUAAAUCGAUUCAUUUACCAUUCGAUCUUUUUAAAAAGCAAACUAACGUACGAGACGACCUAAACUGAAGUUUUAACUAUGCCUUUCGAAAUAUGGUUAGAACUCUCGCCAGCACUCACACAACUACUCAGGUACCUAAACUUUUCAACCACUUCCAACAGUUCGUCGCUGAGAGUGAGUCCAGGUUCCUCCCAAUCUUGUAAAAAGGUAAUCUACUUUAACAACACAAAUCACGUAACAUACUUAUGGACACCGAUCAUCCACUGCAUUUGAACUGCCUGAAUAUCAUCAUGGGUUAGGGUUGUUAUAUCCCUAAACGAGGUGAAUAAGAACAACAGCCAGUCGGUAAAGAGCAACCUUAACUUCACUAUCUGUUAGUUGAUAUUCUCACUAGGCCGACUUUGUUUUCCAUGCCUUGUACAUUUUUCAUGUAUUUUGUCAAACGUACUAUUAUUCAUCAUGGGCUAUCAAGUGAACUUGUGUUCCAUUUGAGUUAGCUGGUGCGCCUUCAGGGUUUUUAAGAUCGAAUUUGAAGAUAGCAACCCCGUUCAAUAAUAACCAGCUUCAUGUUAUUCUUUCAGUGCGUUAAUUGUAGGACUAGCAAAGAGAUCCAAAUCCAACUUACAAGCUUUAACAGUGAUCACAUCUUCAGGUCAAGAACGUAACCCGAUGUCGAAAGUUUUUCCACGAAGCAAUAUAUCUACUCCAUCACAUCAAACAGCUACAAGAAUUUCUUUGGUGGCAAAGUCAAAGAAGAAUGCUGAAAUCAGAUUGCCCUGCCUAACUGAACUAUUAGAUCGGAUUGAUAAAGAAAGGUUGUUGUAUCCUGUCACUUCAUCCCAGAAGUUUUCCACACAUAUCUAAAUAUUAUGAUCAACUUCUUAGGGAUAACCCUCUUCAACAGAAAGUUUCGGAUUAACCCUUUCAUCAACGAUUCGAAAGCACCCUUUAAGUCGAGAAACAAAGAUUGCUGGUCUGUAUUACUUUGUUUUAAUGUGAUCAAGGCAUCUGCGACCGGAUCCAUAUCUGACUCGCCUCUCUCAAAUCAUCUUUUCACUUGUUUUGAGACACUGCAAAACAUAAGAGUAUAGCAUAAUGCUUUAUACGCCAUUUUUAGCAAACUGAUGGCUUGUGAUUGUCACAUUACAUAGGCCUUUUACAAAUAUAAGGACAACUAUAUCCUCAUUCUUAAAUGAUGAAACACUCAGUGUGUCAUGUCUACUUGAAGAAUUCCUUCAGUUCUCUGACUAUAGUUCCACCUCCAUCGUUUAAGUAGUCGGGGAUACGUUGUUUAGGUCGUUUGAUUUAUUGCACUUUGGUACUUGGAUUUCGUUCUCGACCUCCUCCUCAUGAGGCAAGUUAUUGUUAACUGAAGAUAAACCGCAAGAAUCUAGUGUUAAAGUUACCGAAGCAGUAGGUCAGCCCAAUUGUUUUUCGAAGUGUUUUUGCCCAGCAUUCCAAGUUCACAGAAGUUGUCAAUCAGUAUGCAAUCUGCUUAAAAAACUGUCCCAUUGACACCACGAUGCUUGUUGUUGGUGACUGCGAUUAGCUCGAAUGACUUAUGGUUAUCGCCAGAUGCAGCUCCUACUGCUUAUAUCUAUUGCCGUUGAAAGCAAAAGAUUCGAAGAGACUACAUGUUUUUGACCACAGGUGUCUUCCUACUACUGCUCGCAUACGGUGGAAUUACCAUGAGUAAUAUCUAUGUUACUCGAAGUAUAUUAGACAAGGCAGACAAGUCGAUGACUCUGUAAGCCUUCAUCGACUAAAGUGACUUGAACAUAUGCUGCACAUGCCUAGUCACCGCCUACCUCGAUUUGACAUACUAGGGAGAAGUUGGACUAGGUUGGAAGAGGGUCCAGGGCGACCAGAGUAAAACGUGGUACCAGUCCAUAAAUGUUGGUCUGAGACAUGAAGGGAAAUGCUGACUCCUUGGCUGCGGUCCCCGAGACGAUAGGAACAAGUGAUUGAGGACUCUUAAUGACAUGGGUGGAAAUUGGUCGUAAUGGCGUAGAUGUGUUUACUUUUCUUCAGCUUGUAUGCUUUGAUUAACUGUAAUUGUUAAAUUCCUCCCCCUCCCAUACACCUAUGUCUACCUUAAUGUCACUCUUUUCUUAUCCACUCGUUCUUUGCGUGCUAUAUUGCGAAGUGUGGCAACUUGAACUGAUGCACUUCUGUGCGAUUUUUUAAACUGAUUUCAUCUACUGCUUCCAGCUCACUUGCUCAUCUUAACCACCAAAAUUCAUGGUCUUUACGUAAUUCCUGCGAGGUCCGUCGCAUAAUGAAAUUGUACAUUUUACUGUACUUCAUCAUUUGCCUGAAUAGACCACUUAGCGUCCUAAACUUGCAAGGAACUGACCUGUCUAGUGUUUAUUCGUGGGAUAUUUCUCAAACAUACAAGCAGCUUAACUGUCUAUUUUCAUGAGUUCUUGCAGUCCCAAUCAAUGUAAUGCAAAGUGGGUACACAUUGGUUUUCCACGCUGAGUUACACUUGUUGCAUAAGGGCUUGUGAUACUAUCCGGUCACCUAGACUAUAGUGGAUGAAGCAGUGUUCGAACCAGGGUCUGUUGCCUAAAUGUUGAGUUUCUAAAUCAGAAAGCAACAUCCCCACAUCCAAUCAACGCUCAUGUAUGUUUUCUUAAGGUCCAACAGAAAGUUUUGAGUCUAAUUUAGCUUGUUGUUUAUUCAAGCAACCGAACUGCUUACACCAGCCUAUUUAAAACGACUACUCUGAUGAACACCAAAACGUAGGAUAAGCCUAAUACACGAGGAAGCGCUGUCAAGCAGUUGCUCCAGAAAGAAACAACUGUCGAAUCUGUAUUAAGGUCUUGACGUUGAAGGCAACAAGCCUAGGUAUGACUUCAGAAUAAUUGAAUCAUAUAUCGCACUUCGGGGUAGCUUUGUGGCAUCAACUGUUUAGCCAACUCAAAACAACACAGAGCGGCCAUCAUUUCAAACAAAGACGAGUAAUUAACCGACAUAAACAGGACGAUAUUAUCCAUAAGUCGUGAAAAUAUAACAAUAAUAAUGUCAAAAUGGUGUAAAUAUUUGAGUUCAUGUUUUGGGAUAGUUUUUAGAAAAGCCUGGUUCAGAUUUGCGUUUUAAAGUAUUUGUUUUAGCUUUAUAUCAUCAUAGUAUUUAUGAGGGCUGAGAUACUAUUCGGACGCAAAAACCACUUCAGAUGGUAUUACUGAAGAACAAUUGCCCUAGCCUUCGAUCUCGUGAUCUGAUUCGAAAGUCAACAGGAGGACGUCAUAUAUUGUAUUUUCAUGUCUGCCGGUGACCUAAGUAGGUUCGUAUUUCAUUCCUCCACAUUGAAUCGUAAAGCCCACAUGCACUGUUGGCUGGGAUCAGGGUUCACCGCCACCUCUAAAUGGACCCUCUGCAUCCAUUUUGAUCCACCCACUUAUAUGCACCUUUUUUCCCCGGUUAAUCAGUUGAGAAGCAUUACGUUUGCUAAGACACACGUAAAGAUGUUCUUGUCGAUUAUGUAAAGGAUUGAAGUCCUCCUUUUUCCUAACUAAUAUACAACUCUGAAGCAGUUAUCCUGGAUCUUCGUUAAAUUGAACAUAUUUUCAGUUCAUAUUAUCUAUGAUAAUAUUUCAUAAAAUUUUAAAAAUCUUGCAAGUCAUCAACUUGAUGACAUACUUUCAGUUAUAUCUCCAGGCCUAAUUAUUGACUUGACUAGACGGGGCAAAUUUCAUUAGUUUACUUGUUUUUUAAUCAUUUCCCAAACUUAAAAAGCUUACUGUAUUCGUCUGUUUUUCUAGGCAGUUAUUACAAAGCUGUAGAAAUAGGUCUCCUGCCUUUCAGAACUUAUCGAUGAAGAAAGCUUUAAAUUUAGAGAGAAUUAACUCUCCUUUGGAUGUAUGAACUUGUGUGGUGCGGUCAGAGGUAUCAUCAUCACUGGGUAAAUGUCACCAACCUUCCGUAGAACUUUAGAAAAUACACCAGCUUAUCGUUGGUUCUUAAGUUUAUUCUCUAGUAGUAAACAUGCAUAACAAGAAGUAAAUGUGGAAGCCUUCAACUAUUACAUUAAAAGUGAAUGUGUCAGUUUCCGUUACUGCAGUUUUCUUUCAGAAAACUGAAGUACAAAUUAGUGUAUAUUAACACUACCAAUUAAAUUUAAGACUAUCUGGUUCAUGUUACAUAAACAUUUGACCUAUGAGCCAUAUCUCAUGGUACUUUAAGGCACUGGGACUCAUGACCUUGGAAACUUCAUCCAAGAAGUUGGGAUUUCUCAACAUGCUCACCUAGCACUACUAUCGCCUCAUGGUGCCGUUAUGAAAUUUCCACAUUCCUGCCUCCUCCAUUCGGCAACAUCGUUGACAAAUAUUAACCAAUCGACAUACAUACUAUUUGGGCAAGCUAAUUUACUGCUUCACAUUCUGUUUCCAUUUAUUUUUAUGUUUAUUUUUAACUUGAAUAAAGACUUGUCUUUAUGAAAAUCGUAUGAAAGGUAAGACUAAUAUAUUUCCCUAUAUAAUUGAUUUUCAGCUGAGCGGUUGAAAUCCCUUCGUUCUAAAUUUAGCAAUUCAAAGGAUACGAAUGAGUCGAAUUAAUUUUUAUAAGAUUUGAUGCAUUUGUCUUAUUUCUUCCCGUUUUGUUUUCUAACAGUAUUUUUGCAUUUUUGACAUACAUGUGAUUUAUUCAUCAUCGCCCUCCUAAACUACUUUGCUACUUUCAUAUCUACACAUGUAACAUACAUUAAAUAAAUAACUUGGGGAGAUUAA